AUGCAAGAACAUACCCAAGGUGAAGAAUCAGAAAAUGAGCAUGGCGCUGGUGGAUAUGAAGGAAUGGACGUGCAAGAUAAUGAAAGUUUGGAUGAAGAUCGACAAACAUGCAAAGAUACCCUUGCUGAAGCAGUUUCUUAUUUUGUAGCGAACAUGAAAGCAACUGCUAUACCAUAUUCCAAUGUGCAACAGAUCAUAUAUGAAGUUGAAGGGCUGGUGGAGAUCAUUGCUAAUCAUCUACAGCAUAAGCUUUCCUCUAUUGUGGAAGAGGUUCAAACACAGUUCAAGGAGGCAAAUCUCUCAAAAUUUGAAACAGUUUUUCAAGAAUGUGAGGUUGUAAAAAAAACCUUUGAAGGCCUUCGAUCACAGUACCAACAGGACAAAUACUUCAAAGAUAAGGGAUAUUUCAUCAGCCCAGAGGAAAGGGUGCUGGGUCAGUCAUUCACAUCACAGAGUGAUACCUCAACUGGAGGAGUAAAACAGAAAGUAAAAAAUGACAGCUUCCAAUAUGUUCCCAUGAAGAAAACACUCAGGAAACAUCUGGAGCAGCCAGGAGUGAUGGCUGCAAUUCUUCAUCAACAACCCUGUGAGGAUGGCUUGUUGUUACAGUCCUAUCGCGAUGGAAGUUACUUUAAGGGUAAAUUUUCUGCAAGUGCCGAUGUUGUCAUCCCUAUUCUAUUGUAUUGUGAUGAUUAUGAAACAGGGAACCCCCUCGGUUCUAAAAAAGGAAUAAAUAAACUCACUGGCUUUUAUAUUAGUCUGCUUUGUCUGCCUGCUCAGUUCCAGGCUUCUCUUAGUAACAUUUUAUUGGCAGCGUGUGCAAAAAGAUCUGAAGUUGCCAAAUAUGGCAUUGACAGCAUACUAUCAGUGAUUGUGAAAGACCUGAAUGAUAUCGAAAGACAGGGAAUAGAAGUUUCUUGUCAAUCCUAUUCAGGCUUGGUAAGACCAGUUGUUUUUCAGGUGAUAGGUGACAACUUAGGGCUUCAUGAAACACUCGGUUUUGUAGGUAGCUUCAGUGCUAACUAUCCUUGUCGGUUUUGCAAGGCACCAAAGGAGAUCACUAAAAAGCAACUUGUAGAAGAUGUGUCACUUUUAAGAGACAAAAACAGCUUUGAAGCGGACCUUGUGUUGGACAAUGUCUCAAAGACAGGGAUCAAACGGUCUUCUGAACUGAAUAAGUUGACUGGCUUCCAUGUCACCGACAAUCAUGUAACUGAUGUAAUGCAUGACUUACUUGAGGGUAUUUUCCCACUUGAAAUAAAACUUACUCUUGGUGAGCUCAUUGAUGAAGGAUGUUUUACUCUUGAAGAAGUAAACAAUCGCAUUUCUUCAUUUGGCUAUGGGUUUGCGGAUAAAAAAAGUAAACCAAGUAUAAUUCAGGAUUCAGCACUCAGGAAUCCAUCAGGUUCAAGUGGUCAGAAGGCUGCACAGACAAGAAUCUUAGCUUUGUAUCUUCCCUUGAUCAUUGGUGACUUGGUAGAUGAGGAAUCUGAUGUGUGGGAGAUGUUCCUGUUGCUGCUUGACAUAUAUAAAAUCGUAGUAGCUCCACGCAUUAGCCAUGCAGGCGUAUACAUUUUGAAAGCUUUGAUUGCAGACCAUCAUCGGCUCUUUCUGAGCCUCUUUCAAGACCGUCACCUUAUCCCGAAACAGCAUUUUUUAAUCCACUACCCUCGGGUAAUACAACUUCUUGGACCUCUGGAACAGUACUCAAGUAUGCGCAAAGAGGGCAAGCACAAACCUUUUAAAAGGUGGGCUAGAGCUUGUAACAAUUACAAGAAUGUUGCAAAGACAGUCAGUAUCAGGCAUCAGCAGCAACAAAGCUAUACUUUCUUACUGAGGAAGCCAUUGAACAGUGAAUUAGAAGUAAGGGAUCAGAUUUCUGUUCUGGUUUCUUCUCUGGAUGAAGUGAAUGUGUGUUCCUUCCUUGGGUGUGGAAAAGAUGCUCAAGUCAUUUUGUCAGGAAGUGUUUCCAUUCAGACAUACACAUACAAACCAAACUGCAUGAUUCUGGUUGACUGGACUGCCAAAGAGCCACAAUUCUCACAAGUAAAGCAUCAUAAUAGUUGA
Messenger RNA from Asterias rubens (European starfish), 2067 nucleotides. RefSeq lists its product as uncharacterized. The transcript has a single exon. Lineage: Eukaryota; Metazoa; Echinodermata; Asteroidea; Forcipulatida; Asteriidae. Bases 1 to 2067 code for a protein of 688 amino acids. The record is from RefSeq and is a predicted model, not a curated record.